Molecule: messenger RNA, 2462 nt
Organism: Perca fluviatilis (European perch)
Lineage: Eukaryota; Metazoa; Chordata; Actinopteri; Perciformes; Percidae
Gene: slc2a15b
Product: solute carrier family 2 member 15b
Exons: 12
Coding region: 1-1533 (510 amino acids)
Biological process (GO): monosaccharide transmembrane transport
Cellular component (GO): membrane
Molecular function (GO): hexose transmembrane transporter activity
Source: RefSeq, a predicted model, not a curated record
AUGGCGGAGCAACUACUCGUGGAAAACGAUGAGAAGCAUCUUACAAAGCCUCUGCUGGCGGUGGCUUUCCUGGCCUCGUUCGGCAGCUCCAUGCUUUAUGGCUUCAACUUGGCAGUCGUCAACUCUCCUGCACAGUACAUCAAAGACUUCUACAAUGAGACGCUGGUAGAAGAUUACAACUGGACCCCGGAUGAGAAGCAACUCACCGUCUUGUACUCCCUCACCGUUUCCAUCUUUGCUAUCGGUGGGAUGAUUGGGGCCCUGCUAGUGGGCAAACUGGUAACCAAAUAUGGAAGGAAAGGGACGCUGGUGAGAUCUACUGUGCUGGUGUUUAUAGGGGGAGCUCUUUUGGGCUUCAGCAGAAUGUGCAGGAUGCCUGCGAUGGUCAUUAUUGGACGCUUCAUCACAGGCGUACACUCAGGUAUCUCUCUCAGUGUGGUGCCGAUGUACCUCGGUGAGAUCGCCCCCAAGAACCUGCGAGGCUUCUUAGGCCUCGUUCCCAGCAUUCACAUUUGUCUUGGAGUCUUCAUCGCUCAGGUCCUGGGACUCCAUGAACUGCUGGGAAAGGAAGAGCACUGGCCUUUGCUUCUUUCCUUGGUGGUGUUUCCUACCACCAUCCAGCUGAUGCUGUUGCCAUGGUUUCCAGAGAGUCCACGGUACCUGUUGAUAGAGAAGGAAAAUAUUCACGCCACCAUUGCUGCCCUAAAGUGGUACCGUCCUAAAGGAGACAUCCAGGCGGAGGUGGAUGAGAUGCAGGAGGAACAGCGCUCUCUGUCCUCUCUCCAGACCGUCUCUGUUUGGGGCCUGCUCAUGGACCGCUCUGUUCGCUGGCAAGUCAUCACCAUUAUGGUGGUCAACAUCGGCAUGCAGCUGUCUGGCAUCGAUGCGAUCUGGUUCUACACAAAUGACAUUUUUAGCGACGCAGGAAUCCCAGAACCUUAUAUUCAGUACACAACUGUGGGGACUGGUGCCAUUGAGGUCAUCUCUGGGAUGCUGGGGUGUUUCACUAUCGAGCGUCUUGGCAGGAGACCUCUGAUGAUUGGUGGCUUCCUCUUCAUGGGUCUCUGCUGUGCUGGGAUCACAGUGACUGUCCUCUUCCAGGCGCAGGUGUCCUUCAUGCGCUACAUCAGUGUGGGCUGCGUUGUUGGGAUUAUUGCUGGCUUCUGCAUAGGUCCAGCUGGUGUGCCUUUCCUGAUCACUGCAGAGCUAUUUAAGCAGUCACACCGACCGGCUGCCUACACUGUGGCCGGAUGCCUCAACUGGUUGUCCAACUUCACCAUCGGCUUCGUCUUUCCUUUCCUAGAGAUGUCUUUAGGUCCUUACUGUUACCUGAUCUUCUGUACGAUCUGCUUGGGAGUGGCCGUCUACACAAUCUUCAUUAUUCCUGAGACCAAGAACAAAACCUUUAUGGAGAUCAGCCAGAUGUUCGCUGUCAAGAACAACAUCCUCAAAGAAGAGCUGCAUUCCAAUGGGCAUCUCAAAAUGGCUGUGAUGAACGGCUAUGGAACCCUUGGCCGCCACGACGAAAAAUAAGAAGGAUUGAGGAGGUGGACCUACAUGCAAAUGAUGUUCUCUUCUCUAGAAGACAAGAUAAAAGGUGGAACUUCUGUGGCCACGAGGAGAUCUGCUGCUUCAUGCAAAAACUACAAAGACCACGCACUUUCUAUACGCACACACAUUCCUGUUUUAAUACUUAAUCCCCAGUCAAAGUGCAGCUCCUGUACAUUAUGUGGGACAGAAGUCACACUGUCAUGCGUUUCAACGGUCAUGCGUUUCAAAUCAACCGUCAGUGACAUUUUAAUCCGUUUCCCUGCAUCUUAAGUCAUUUUUACGGGAGCCAAGUUGGUUUCUCACAGUGCUCUCAGAAGUUUUAAUCUUCGCAUUGGCUUCACUUUAUUUGAACACAUCCCAUGAUCACUUAAUUGUUCAUAGUCAGUGUUGAAUUCUGUCUUUGUUGCUCAAUAAAGACUGAUUAUGUUUAUUUAGUGACAUGGCAAUAACACCUUUGAGGCAGUGCUUCAAUCAGUGAACUAAAGGAAGGUAUGAAAGCCAUUUCUCUCAUGUUUCACUCAGUGGUUAAAAAGUCACAAGACAUAAUGUGAAUAAUACAAUAGUUACUGUUCCUGUUUGUUCACAGUGUUCAGCUCAAGGUGAAUGUCUUGACGAAGAACUUGAGCUUGUGUUUGUUUUCGUCUUUUGUUCAGUGUGUGUUUUGUGUCUAUUCUAAGAGAGCUGGAUAAUGUGGCUGCUGUAGUAUCAUUUCAUGUCUUGUCCAAAUAUGUGCACAAAUAUAUGAAGCUUGUUAAAGAGCUAUAAUUUAUCAAUAUAUCACGAAAAAGAAGUUGUAGAAGGUUGUUCAGUGAUUUCUUUUAACUGGCCUGUUUUGCUAGACCUCAUUGUGUAAAAUAUGGUGGAAAUAAAAUGAAAACUGUUAGAAACAUUAAUAUGCAGAAACAUUAAAA